AAACUAAGGUACUGACUAGAGAGACAGAGGGAGUUGAGCCAUUAAAGAACGUGGGACCCUAAGAAUAAAGAACUGAUUGAUCAUUUCCAACCCCUCUUCCCCGAAAAUAAACUCAAAAAGGUGGACGCGCUGGAAGACCCCAGGCUGUGGGACUCGGGAGACGUCCCGGACCCACCGGAUAGCGAUUGGAUCCCACUUGUAACUUUGGAAGGGAAAGGCGGGUCACGCCCGCGGAGUGGUGAGAGGCAGACAUCCCACUUUCAGUUCUUCUUUAAGGUACCUGGAAGUAUUGUUUUGUCAGUAUGUGUCUUUGUGUUUUCCGUGUUAUUUGUGACUUACUUACUCGAGGACAUGGGACAAAAUUAAGUAACACCUUUGAGUCUUUUCCAGGAUCAUUUUUCUGACUUCAAAAAGAAGGCUAGAGGACAAGGGCUGGAGGUCAAAAAGAGCAGACUCUUUGUCCUUUGCAGGAAUGAAUGUCCAAUCUUUGAUGCUGGAUGCCCGAAAGGGGGAACAUUUGACCUCCCCAGUAUUUUCAAGGUUAAAAAUAUUAUAUUCGGGCAGCCAGGACACCCCGACCAGGUUCCUUAUGUUGCCACCUGGCAGGCCCUGGUUGAAGAGCCCCCCGCCCAAUGGCUCAAACCAUUUUUACCACCGCAAAGGUUCAAAGACAGCUAUCCUCACCCUGUGCCAGGAUGAAUGGCAAAAAAGUGAAACCAAACUGUCCACCCCACUUUAUCCUGCCCUCCAGGGCAGAACGGAGGAAGAACUUCUGUGUGAGCCGCCCCCAUAUCUGCCCACACUGCUGGCACAACCUGGGUGUUUAGAGCCCCCAGGAGAGGCUGAGGCAGCCCAAGCCCCUAGGAAUGAGACCCCCCUCAAACUCAGAGGAGGGUCCAGAGAGGACAGCCACAAGCAGUGGCAGACUCCACUGUCCUUCCCUUAAGGGAAGUGGGACCCCUUAAUGAGGCAGGAAACCAACAAAUGCAAUAUUGGCCAUUCACCACCAGUGACCUCUACAAUUGGAAAUUGCAAACGGCCAAAUUCUCUGAGAAAUCACAGGGCCUUAUUGAUCUGUUAGAGUCUGUUCUUUUAACCCAUCAGCCCACUUGGGAUGACAUCCAGCAGCUAUUACAGGUUCCAUUUACCACCGAGGAGAGGGACCAGAUCCAAACUGAGGCCUGGAAGCUGGUCCCCGGGGUGGAUGGGAACCCCACCACCAACCAGGCGCUGAUUGAUGAAGCCUUCCCGUUAGUCUGACCAAACUGGGACUUCAAUGUGGCAGAAGGCACCAGAAACAAGAGGCAGAAGAAAACAAGUAUGCAGUUGUAUUGGCCUCUGUCAACCAGUCAGCACCCAACAUUAGGUGCAAGUUACAAAAACUAGAUAAAUUGGCUGAUAAGACUCUACCGGAGCUUUUGGCAGUGGCAGAGAAAGCCCAGAAGACAAACAGGCUUGAGCCGCAGCCACUGCUAUCGCCAAGCAGACCCGAGACUUUGCUAAGAUCCUUCUGGGCUAUGACUACAAAGUUGCCUGAUGAGCGGGAAUGCCAACUGAGCUACCUCUCUGUGGACUCAGAAACUGGUACAUGGUAUUAGACUUGAAAGAUGCCUUCUUUAGCCUGCCUCUGGCCAAAGAGAGCCAGCUCUUCUUUGCUUUCGAAUGGCAAGACCAGGAGAUUGGCUUCAACGGGCAGCUGACUUGGACCCACCUGCCGCAGGGAUUCAAAAAUUCACCCACCCUGUUUGAUGAGGCUCUCCAUGAAGACCUGGCCCUCAAUCCAGCCACCCUGCUGCCUGAUCUGGACCUGGACAUGCCUUUGCAUGAUUGCGUGGGAAUCCUGAGCCAAGUGCACAGGCUCAGAAAAGACCUGACCGAUCAGCCGCUUCCUGAUGGCAGCAGUUUUGUGCAAAAUGGACAGAGACACAGCCAUGAGACCCUAGAACCUCGCUGGAAAGGACCGUACAUGGUGCUCCUGACUACCCCGACUGCAGUGAAAGUAGAUGGAGUUAACACCUGGAUUCAUCACACCCACGACUGGCUAGCGAGCCCACACCCAGACCCAGACCACCUUCGCCCUCCACCGAUCACUGCACCGGAUCCUGAAACAUGGAAAGUCCACAGGACAUGGACAACCCUCUCAAGCUAAGACUUUAUUGUUUUUAACGGCUUCUAUAUUGUCCUCUGGCAAGCCCACCCUAACCUUCCCAACACUGUGCUCUGGAGAUUCUCUUUCAAGGAAAUGUACCAGGGGAGAAACCAGGUGAUUGGCUGCCGAGAACCCCUAGACAUCAUAGUGUACCCCAAUGCCAGUAGCCACACAAAUGACGAAUAUGUCUGCUUUCCUUAUCGGCAGACAGACUUGUCAUGUUUAAAAGACAGCACCCUCUACAGAGGGUGCCGCUACUUCUGCAAGCUAGAGACAGGCCUAACCUGGGGACAAACAGGGAUUACAGAGGAGAGGUCCAUAUUCCUACUGGAAAACGGUCAACCUUAUUCCCAAAUAUAUGUUGCAGAUCCCUGGGACGCAUGCUGGCAUACUGGGGUAGUAGGAAAGUUCUACCCAGGGGGAGUCACCAGUUACCCCACUGCUGAUUUCCACAUUUCCCGCCUAUACUGACCCAUCAUAGCAUUAUUGUACAGGAAAAACAAACGGAGGAGCAGAUAAAAUCAACCAUGUCCUGGAAUCAAUAUAUACAAUAUGUGGUGGACUUUUUACCCUUCACCAACCACCCCAAUGCCUCUAAUUGCUUUCUUUGUACAUCUAGCAAUAGACCCUUGCUGACUGCAGUACCAGUUAAUGCUACUCUCUCUAAGGCUCCAGGAAAUAGCUCCUCUGAUGCCCAUUUGGUGGGCGUUCCCCUGUUUGAACAAUCACCUGACUACCCGCUUUGCAUUUCUGGUGAAGCCGUUCCUGCCCAUUAGAAGUUCCUUGCUAAUGUGACUCUUUCUGGAACUGCCUUCCCCUUUUUCUCUGGUGUGGGGGAGACAUUUUGACCUGCGUUAAUUCCUCUCAGCCUGCCUGUUGUGUUCCAGUAAUCAUCACCCCCCAGGUGUACUUGUUUGAGGGAGGAAGAGGCUGCUCUUCUCCUCUAUGACCAAUUGCGGAGUUUCCCUGUUAGUGGGUCUGGGACUCGCCCUCUCAGUACGCGCCAGGAGUGCAGCGACUGCGGCUAGCGUUCAAACCAAUCAUCUGGCAGGGGACUUCCAGUACAAGUUAGACCAGGCAAUGGCUUCCACAACCAACAGCCUUGAGUCCCUCCAAUGACAAAUGAAUUCACUUGCAGGAGUGGUUCUUCAGAACAGGUGAGCUCUGGACCUAAUCACAGCUGAACAGGGGGGAACUUGCAUGGUUUUGGGGGGAAAUUGCUGCUUCUUUGUCAAUGAGUCCAGUAUUGUUGAAGAAAAUGUAAAAACCCUCAAACACCUCCGCCAGGAACUCCUCUCCAGAUACCAACCUACAAAGCCACAAAAUUGUUAUGAUCAACUGUUCAAUUGGUCUCCCUGGCUUACCACUCUACUUUCAGCCUUGGCUG
Molecule: messenger RNA, 3536 nt
Organism: Nannospalax galili (Upper Galilee mountains blind mole rat)
Lineage: Eukaryota; Metazoa; Chordata; Mammalia; Rodentia; Spalacidae
Exons: 5
Coding region: 1547-2149 (200 amino acids)
Molecular function (GO): nucleic acid binding; RNA-DNA hybrid ribonuclease activity
Source: RefSeq, a predicted model, not a curated record